Nematostella vectensis (starlet sea anemone) is the source of this 1944-nucleotide messenger RNA. Its product is annotated as glucosidase 2 subunit beta. The record is from RefSeq and is a predicted model, not a curated record. The transcript has 19 exons. Gene Ontology annotation, biological process: N-glycan processing. Gene Ontology annotation, molecular function: protein binding. Gene Ontology annotation, cellular component: glucosidase II complex. The coding region runs from base 13 to 1650 and encodes 545 amino acids. NCBI's taxonomy places the organism in Eukaryota, Metazoa, Cnidaria, Anthozoa, Actiniaria, Edwardsiidae.
UGCUGUGACGUCAUGAUCCCAGUCUUUCUGCGCUUUACACGUGUAUUCAAGAUGGCGGCGGCGUGUGGAGCGAAGAAUGGCGUCUAUCUUCUUCUUUUCACGACCAUUGUUUCGAGAUUAGGCUCUGCGUUGACUUUGCGCGGAGUAGCUAUUACAAAACUUCCAUUCUACGAUAGCUCUAAAGACUUUACAUGCUUAGAUGGCUCUUUAACAAUUCCAUUUAGUAGUGUCAAUGAUGAUUACUGUGACUGUAAUGAUGGUAGUGAUGAGCCAGGUACUGCCGCCUGCCCAAAUGGACAAUUUCAUUGUACAAAUGCAGGUUAUCGACCAAAAAACUAUCCUUCGUCUAGAGUAAAUGAUGGCAUUUGUGAUUGUUGUGAUGGAAGUGAUGAGUAUGAUGGCAAAGUGAAUUGUCCUGAUACUUGCAAAGAACUUUACAAACAAGAGUUUGAAAAAAGAAGACAUGAGAUUGAACUUGCCAAACAGGGAUAUGCUAAGAAGCAAGAAUUUAGUCAAGAUGGGAUAAAUAAGAAGACAGAAAGAAAGAAAAAGUUAGAGGAUCUGAGGCUCCAGCUUGAGCAGAAAAAGCAGGUUGUUGCUGAACUUCAAGCUACUAAGGACAAGGUAGAAGCUGUGGAAAAAGAAGCCAAGGACAAACAUGACAAGGAGUGGGAAGAAACCAAGGCCAAGAUUCUGGCAGAAAGAGCUCACAAUGCAGCUGUGGCAGCCUUCAAGUUACUGGAUACUGAUAAUAGUGGAAGCUUGACGAGUAUGGAGCUUAUGGUCAAUCCAUAUAUGGACAAGGAGUAUACUGCUGAGGAGGCCAGGGAACUUCUUGGUGGCACAGAUGAGACAGACGUUGACAGAUUUGCCAAAGAUUUGUGGACCACAUUCAAGGACAAGUAUGGUGUGAAGCAGGAAGAGAAACCUAUUGAUGCAUCACCUCCAGAAGAGAAACCACCUACAGACGAACACCCAACUGAAACUCCUGUCGACCCUCAUCCAACCCCACCAUCCAUUGAUGAUACCAUUGAUGAUGAUGCUGACUUGCCAGAAGUGGGAGACGAUGACGAUGACGAGGGUGACGAUCUAAAGGAUGAAGCUGCAGCUAGAGCCACUGAUUCAAAACAAGAAGAGGAACCCGUAAAGCCAGAGUAUGAUGAAGAAACCAAAGCAAAGAUCACCGAUGCUGAUAAUGCAAGAAAAGAGUUUGAUGCCGCUGACAUUGCCAAGAGAGACAUUGAGCGCGAAAUUGGAGACAUUGAGAAAAAGCUGAAUAUAGACUUUGGUGAACAUGAAGAGUUUGCCGCUCUGUAUGGAAACUGCUUUGAGUUUAGAGACAGAGAAUAUCUUUAUAAACUGUGCCCAUUUGACAGAGCCACACAGGAGCCGAAGGAUGGCGGUGCAUCUACUUCUAUCGGAAACUGGGGCGAGUGGAAUGGAUCACCCUAUAAAUAUAGCCGCAUGAAGUAUUCAGAUGGUCAAAACUGUUGGAACGGCCCGAACCGCUCGACACAGGUGAUCCUCUCAUGUGGACCGGAUAACGAGGUCACUUCGGUGUCUGAGCCCAGUCGGUGCGAGUACCAGAUGGAAUUCAAGACGCCCGCCGCCUGCCAACACCAUGAAGACAUACUUCACCAAGAGUUAUAACAUGCACACACUUCAUGAAUUACACAAUAGCCAGCUCUAUAUUCCACUCAAGAGUUAUAACACGCACACACUUUAUGAAGUACACAAUAACCAGCUCUAUAUUUCACUCAAGAGUUAUAACACGCACACACUUUAUGAAGUACACAAUAACCAGCACUAUAUUCCACUCAAGAGUUAUAACACGCACACACUUCAGAAUUAAACACAAUAAUUAGCUCUAGGUAAAAUCACAUUUUUUUGUACUUCAUUUUAGAAAUGAAUAGAGAAUUUUAUAAGUACGAUGGUUACCAUGAA